CAAAUAAAAACUUGAACCAAGUAUGAUGACCAAAAUCCAGCAAUUAAUUAGAUUCCCCUAAGCUAUAGUAGUUAGGGGUUUAAUUACUUUCAUCACUGUAUAUUAAUUCAUUUUUCUAUUUAUUUGUCAUUCUCCCCCACCACCUCAUCAAUUAUUUCUUUUAAAUCAAUUGCACAAUCAAAGGUCACCAUACAUUAAAAAAUGCAACCAUAUAACUCACAUCAUUAAACAAAAAGAAUUAAGGGACAGAAAAUCAAGCAAAUCAAAGAGAAGGUAAAGAAGACAUGGGAGAGCAAGGUGAGCAGCUUCAAAGAUCAGUAACAUCAUUUAGAAGACAAGGCUCUUCAGGAUCUGUAUGGGAUGACAAGUUUCUUGCCGGUCUUUGGGAUCAGAGUCAGAAUCAGAAGCAACAAGAUGAGCAGUCUCAGCCUCAGUCUCGGCCUCAAAGCGAAUCAAGUGGCAUCACGUUGGAGCGUAGUAGAUCAGGAGGAGGGGCAAGACAGCAUCAACGUCGGACGGUCGCCGUGGCGCCGCCAUCCAAUGACCCUCCCUCCCCUAAGGUACCAACCUGUGGCCUUUGUGGAUUCUUUGCUAAAUCCAAUAAUAAUCCUAAGGUCAAGAAACGCAGGUGAUAUAUCUUUUUUCUUUCUUUCUUAGUUAUGUAGUUGGUUCUUAAUCUUAGCUUCAACAUGUAAAUUAGUGGUUCUUGUAUCUUGGGUAAUUAUCCUUGAAUUAUUAUUAUUGCACAUCGACUUUGUUGUUUCUAAUUUUAUUUUGUGUUGGGAUUUGGAUUAGUUGGUAUUUGUAAAGUCCUAGGAUAUAUGGAAUUAUGUGCUUGGGUGUGUAAUAAGUAAUAACUUAGUUUUACUAUAUGAAUUGAAUUGAAUACGGUCCUCAUAAGUUCCAAGAAGAAUGUAACAUAAUCCCAAUUCCCAGCAAACUCAAGAAUAAUGGUAUCAGUAAUUAAA
Molecule: messenger RNA, 968 nt
Organism: Arachis duranensis
Lineage: Eukaryota; Viridiplantae; Streptophyta; Magnoliopsida; Fabales; Fabaceae
Exons: 1
Coding region: 285-632 (115 amino acids)
Source: RefSeq, a predicted model, not a curated record